Molecule: messenger RNA, 2315 nt
Organism: Scomber scombrus (Atlantic mackerel)
Lineage: Eukaryota; Metazoa; Chordata; Actinopteri; Scombriformes; Scombridae
Product: E3 ubiquitin-protein ligase TRIM21-like
Exons: 2
Coding region: 236-1876 (546 amino acids)
Molecular function (GO): zinc ion binding; protein binding
Source: RefSeq, a predicted model, not a curated record
UCACUGCGACAUGAUUGAUCAAACAUUUGCAAACGUAAAGACAUUAUGUUGUAAAAUGGACUGGUCAUAUCAGUGCAGUAAAAGGCGGAGCAACACUGGAAGAACAUGGGUCAGCAUCACAAUGAGGAAAUGAAAGUUAAAGAAUCUCACAGUUAGUGGAGAGAAAAGAAAAGAAAGACAGCCGGCUUCUUCAGACCUUUUAACACACCUGCACCAGUCUUAUAUACACACAGACAUGUCUUCUGCCAGCAAUCUGUUAUCUGAAGAUCAGUUUCUGUGCUCCAUCUGUCUGGAUGUGUUCACUCAUCCAGUCACCAUACCAUGUGGACACAACUUCUGCAAGAACUGCAUCACACAACACUGGAAUACUAAAGUCCAAAAUGAUUGUCCCCUGUGUAAAAAGGUUUUUAACACAAGACCUGAGCUGCACAUCAAUACAUUCAUAUCUGAGAUGGCUGAUCAGUUCAGACAGUCAGCUGUAAAGAAAAGCAGCAGCUGCUCAGAACAACAAUGGACCAACACAGGAGAUGUUCUCUGUGACGUCUGCACUGAAACCAAACUGAAGGCUGUGAAGUCCUGUCUGGUGUGUCUGACCUCCUACUGUGAGACUCACCUGGAGCCUCAUCAGAGAAUCUCAGGACUGAAAAGACACAAGCUGAUUGAUCCUGUGAAGAACCUGGAAGACAGAAUGUGUAAGAAGCAUGAUCGACCUCUGGAGCUGUUCUGCAAGACUGAUCAGAUGUGUGUGUGUCAGUUCUGCACUGAGACAGAUCACAAGUCACAUGUCUAUGGUCCUCUGAAAGGAGAAUAUGAGGUGCAGAAAGCUAAACUGGAAAAGACAGAUGCUGGAAUUCAGCAGAUGAUCCAGAAUAGACGACUGAAGAUUCAGCAGAUUAAGGAGUCAGUGAAGCUCAGCAAUGAAGAAGCAGACAGAGAGACAGCAGACAGUGUGCAGGUCUUCACUGCUCUGAUAAAGUCUGUUGAGAGAAGUCUGGCUCAGCUCAUUGAGAUGAUUGAAGAGAACCAGAAAAGAACAGAGAAACAGGCUGAAGGCUUCAUCAAAGAACUGGAAGAGGAAAUAUCUGAGCUGAUGAAGAGAAGUGCUGAAGUGAAGCAGCUCUCACACACUGAAAACCACCUCCAGUUCCUCCAAAGCUUCUCAUCCCUGAACCCUGCUCCACCCACCAAAGACUGGACACAAGUCAGAGUUCACUCAUCAUAUGGGGAGAUUCUGAGGAGAGCUGUGGCUCAGCUAGAGGAGACACUCAGUGAAGAGAUGAAGGAUCUUUGUGCUGAUGCUGAGCUGAAAAGGGUCCAGCAGUUUGCAGUGGAUGUGACUCUUGAUCCUGAUUCUGCAAGUCCCUAUCUCAUCUUGUCUGAUGAUUGGAAACAAGUCACAUGUGGUGAUGUGGAGAAGAAACUCCCUGAUAAUUCAAAGAGAUUUUCCUAUUGUAGCUGUGUUUUAGGAAAGCAAAGUUUCUCUUCAGGCAGAUUUUACUAUGAAGUUCAGGUUAAAGGGAAGACUGAGUGGGAUUUAGGAGUGGCUAGUGAAUCGAUCAGCAGGAAGAAACAAAUCAAAGCAAGCCCAAAGACAGGUGUCUGGGCCAUAUGGUUGAGAAAAGGUAAUGAAUACAAAGCUCUUGCCGGUCCCAGUGUCCUUCUCUCUUUCAAGUGGAAGCCUCAGAAGGUGGGGGUAUUUGUGGAUUAUGAGGAGGGUCUGGUCUCCUUUUAUGGUGUAGAUGCUGCAACUCUUAUCUACUCCUUUACUGGCUGUAAUUUUAGUGAGAAACUCUAUCCGUUCUUUAGUCCCUGUGAUAAUAAUGAUGGUAAAAACUCAGCCCCUCUGAUCAUCUGUCCUGUCAGUCACACUAAUUAGACUUGUGUUGUGUUCCUUUGGACAAAUGAACAGUGAUGAUGGACGAUGUCAUUUAAUUUACUUUACAGAUUCUGGUGAAUGUGGUUAUUACUUGAUCUCUUGCUAUAAUCACUAAUAUUUUACAUUUCUGAUAUGCUUCUGAUGUAUCCCAUUGGUGCUCACAUAUUUACCAAUAAUAAUGUAAUGUAAUCAAUUGUCAUGUUUUUCUAAAAAAGUUAUUUAAACCUGUGGUGACAAAUCAUAGUGAUCAUAAUAACAGGGUUUUGAUUGUUGUACAUGCAAGAAAUGCUGACAUCUUUUUAUAAAGCAAUUUUUAAAAACAGCAUACUCAAACCUGUGUAUUUAAUUUAAUGCAGUGGUCUCACCAGGGGUUAGGACCAUCUAAAAUCAGUCUGGGUUUCUCUAAUAAAUUAUGGUCUCAUUAUUCAAAUAAAACAGU